Molecule: messenger RNA, 273 nt
Organism: Sclerotinia sclerotiorum 1980 UF-70
Lineage: Eukaryota; Fungi; Ascomycota; Leotiomycetes; Helotiales; Sclerotiniaceae
Exons: 2
Coding region: 1-273 (90 amino acids)
Source: RefSeq, a predicted model, not a curated record
AUGUUAAAAGCACUAGAGACAAACCUUGAACCGAAUGUCCAGGUAAAUCUCGGCAUGGGUUUACUGGUCCUGAUAUUAGCUUUCGUCGGAGCUUGCUGCCGUCAAGCAUGCACAAAAAACAUGGCCAGUGAGCCAUUGCUCCUCACUGUUGAGCCUAAAAGUAGCAAGUCGCUGGAAACGGAAGUAGAGACGGAAAAGCACUUUAAUGAAGAUCUCAAGGUGCCUUGCUGUGUCAAAGACCAGCAAUCAUUCUAUCCUUGGAUUGCACAUUAG